AUGGCCACGUUGGGUCGUAUCGACGAAUUCAAUGCUGAGACCGGGGUGUGGGAAGAAUACGCAGAGAGGCUUGAGUGCUUUUUUCACGCAAAUGACAUCGAUAAUCCAGAGAAGAAGAGAUCAAUUUUACUAAGCGUGUGCGGAGCCGCAACAUACUCCACCUUGCGCUCGCUGUUGGCCCCCACUCCACCAUGCGCUGUUCCAUAUAGGGACAUAGUCGAGUGUCUCCAGCGUCAUUAUAAUCCUGCACCAUCGGAAAUUGUACAACGGUUUCAUUUUCACAGUUAUAAGCAACUGCCUAAUCAAAGUAUGUCAUGCUUCAUUGCUGAACUGAGAAAACUUUCAGUGCAUUGUAACUUUGGUGAACAACUCGAACAGAUGCUGCGCGACCGCAUAGUCUGUGGUGUGGCCGAUCCUUUACUGCUGCGUCAGCUACUAGCGGAGCCGAAGUUAACUUUCAAAAUAGCGGAGGAGCGCGCUUUAGCGGCAGAAAUGGUGAACCAGAAUGCGCAAAUGCUGAGGACUGAGAAGACUCUACCUGCUAACGACGUGGAAGAGGUACAUAAAAUGAUUCAAUCGAAUAAAGCUCAGAAUACAAGAUCAUCUGUAUUACAAGAAAGUGAUGGCAGAAAGUGUUUCCGAUGUGGCGGGACUCAUACAGCUACAGCAUAUCUAGAAACUACAGCAUUAGAGACACAAGAACCCAGUAUGGUCACAGUGAAUGCCCAGGAUGAGUAUGUGGUACAUAUUUCACCAAAAUUCUUUAAGGCUCGUCCUGUACCUUUUGCUCUUAAGCAGAGGAUUGAUGAGGCAUUAGAUGAUCUGGUUGAGCAAGGCAUUUUCAUACCAGUGCGACACUCAAAAUGGGCAACACCCAUUGUCCCUGUCACAAAAAGGGAUGGAAGUUUAAGAAUCUGUGGUGAUUACAGAUGUACUGUUAAUACGGCAGUAAAACCUGAUGUUUAUCCCUUACCAACUGUUGCAGAGAUGUUCUCCACACUGGCAGGGGGUGUCAUUUUCACUAAAUUAGACCUUAAACAAGCCUACCAGCAGCUAGUUCUUGAUGAACCUUCAGCUGAGCUGUUAACAAUUAAUACACACAGGGGGCUGUACAGGGCUCAACGGCUGCAAUUUGGGGUCUCUACAGCGGUUGCCAUUUUCCAGCGUUUUAUGGAUACUUUGCUGGCAGGUAUUCCAGGUGUACAGCCAUACCUGGAUGAUAUUUUAAUCACUGGGAAAACUCCAGAGGAGCACGAUACACGUUUGGAGAAAGUGUUAUGUCGAAUCUCUGAAGUUGGACUUAGACUUCAAAAGGAAAAAUGUGUUUUUGCUGCUACUGAAGUGGAGUUUCUCGGAUUCAGAGUAGAUAAAGAGGGCAUCCAUCCCACCAGUGAGAAGGUGGAAGCUAUCAUGAAUGCACCAGCUCCCCGCAACAAGACACAGCUUCAGGCAUUUCUAGGACUUUUGAAUUUUUACAGUUUUCUUCCAAACAAAGCCACCAUUCUGGAACCAAUGCACAGACUUCUUGACAAGUCAAUGGCAUGGCACUGGGCUGCUGCCCAUGACACAGCUUAUAAGCGGGCAAAAGCACUACUCAAAGCAGAUGGACUGCUUGUGCACUACGAUGUUAAGAAGCCUCUUGUAUUGGUAUGUGAUGCCUCUCCUUAUGGCCUUGGAGCUGUACUGAGCCAUGUAGAGCCUGAUGGUAUGGAGUCCCCAAUUAGUUUUGCUUCACGGACACUGUCGGCCACUGAACGCAAUUAUGCUCAAAUAGAUAAGGAGGCUCUUGCUGUUAUUUUUGGUGUAAAAAAAUUUCAUCAGUUCUUGCAGGGGCGUCAGUUUACGAUUUGCACAGACCACAAGCCACUCCUUGGUCUCCUACAUCAUUCUAAGCCCAUGCCACAGCUCUUGUCGCCUCGUAUGCUUCGCUGGAGUCUCUUGUUGGGUGCAUACAACUAUCAGUUGUGCUACAGACCAGGAAAAGAGUUGACAACCGCCGAUGCCUUGAGCCGCUUGCCUAUAGCAAAUCCUGUGGCUCAUACACCACCUCCUCUUGAGGUCCUGCUCUUGGAAUCUGUGCCUAAUGCACCUAUUCAUGGUAACCAGAUUGCUGCGCUUACUCAGAAGGAUCCAGUUCUGUCUCGUGUACUGCACUGGCUUUUGCAUGGCUGGCCCCAUGAAGUCCCAGGUGACGAUUUCAUACCCUUUACCAACAGACAGAAUGAACUCUCAACUCACAAGGGUUGUGUUUUAUGGGGUAGCCGCGUUGUAGUACCUGUUCUAGCACGGGAGGAUGUACUUAAACUACUUCAUGACUCCCACCCUGGCAUAGUCCACAUGAAGGCUCUGGCUCGAAGUUAUGUAUGGUGGCCAGGAAUGGACGGACAAAUAGAGAAAGCUGUAAAGUGUUGUAGAACAUGUCAACAGUCGCGGCAUGCACCAUCAAGGGCACCACUUCACCCCUGGGAAUGGCCAGCUAAGGCUUGGUCUCGGAUCCACAUCGAUUUUGGUGGACCAUUUCAAGGAAAGGUCUUCUUUAUUUUGGUAGAUUCCCAUUCCAAGUGGCUGGAGGUGUCUCUUCUACGCUCCAUGUCUGCAAACGCUGCCAUCGACACUUUGCGCCUUAUCUUUGCUACACAUGGGUUGCCAGAUAUUAUUGUCUCAGACAACGGUGCAGCAUUUACAUCUGUUGAAUUCAAAGAGUUCACAGAAAGAAAUGGGAUCCGGCAUGUGACAACAGCCCCCUAUCAUCCGUCCUCAAAUGGGCAAGCAGAGCGAAUGGUUCAGACAACAAAGGAUGCUCUACGGAGAAUCAUAGCUGGUAAUUGGCAAACACGCCUUGCAAGAUUUUUGUUAUCUCAGCACACCAUGCCCAACUCUUCCACAGGGAAGAGUCCUGCAGAGUUGCUAAUGAAAAGACGACUGACCACUGCACUGGAUCGCCUUAACCCAGACUUUCAAGCUGACAUGCAUAUGAAGCAAGGGGAGCUAGCACAAAAGCAUGAGGGUGUGUUUAGGCAAUUUCGACCCUUACAGACAGUAUAUGCACGCAAUUUUGUAGGAGAACCACAAUGGAUGCCGGCAGUAGUGCAAGAGGCAACUGGCCCUGUGUCUUACCGUGUGCAAACAGAAGAUGGACACAUUUGCCGUCGCCAUGUUGAUCAGCUUCGAGAGAGGAUGAUAGAUGAAGGACCAGUGCCCGAACCAGAGUCAAUGCAGCAGCCAGUUACCACUGUUCAACAGCCUCCUGGUAGCCCAAAAAUACCAACUUCUUCCAAAUCUACUCCAGAUAAUGAUACAGUAGUGACACCAACCACUGAAACUGGUAAACCUGUGAAUGUUAAGACCCCACAACCUAUGGUGUCACUAAGACCCCGUAGAGCUCUUGUUAAGCCAAGACGUUACAAAGAUAUUUAA
Molecule: messenger RNA, 3417 nt
Organism: Polypterus senegalus (gray bichir)
Lineage: Eukaryota; Metazoa; Chordata; Cladistia; Polypteriformes; Polypteridae
Exons: 3
Coding region: 1-3417 (1138 amino acids)
Biological process (GO): DNA integration
Molecular function (GO): nucleic acid binding
Source: RefSeq, a predicted model, not a curated record